Messenger RNA from Lobosporangium transversale, 2375 nucleotides. Its product is annotated as armadillo-type protein. The transcript has 10 exons. Gene Ontology annotation, biological process: proteasome-mediated ubiquitin-dependent protein catabolic process. Bases 148 to 2298 code for a protein of 716 amino acids. Lineage: Eukaryota; Fungi; Mortierellomycota; Mortierellomycetes; Mortierellales; Mortierellaceae. The record is from RefSeq and is a predicted model, not a curated record. Gene Ontology annotation, molecular function: protein binding. Gene Ontology annotation, cellular component: GID complex.
UCUCUUUUCUAUCUCUCUCUUUUUUUUUUUCUUUUUUCUUUUUCUAUUCUUCUUCUUCCUUCUUCCUUUCUCCCAGGUAUCGUCACGAUUGCAGAAAACAAUCGGUAUACACUCUCCAUCAUAUACACCAUAUACACCAUACACACCAUGACUCUCACUCCACAUGAAGUCGCUGUUUCCCAGUUGGAAGCAGGACAGGCAGUCACCAUUGAGCGCAUAAGGUCGCUUCGAUUUAUCAAGAAUAACAUCAUUGGCAACAAGACGAAAAAGGAUCUUUAUAUUCAACUCGGUAUUGUUUCAAGGUUAAAGGACAUCGUUACUACUAGGGACGAAAAGGAUCCACAAUUAAAAACACAGGCAGUCAUCGUGCUAGGAAGUUUUGCCUUUGGCGAUGAAGCCAACAUCCUUGCUUUGACAAAUUCGGGCGUUAUCGGACCAUUACUUGAUUGUCUCAACCCCGCUGGAGACCCUAAACUGAUCGAAGCUGCUGCACGUACACUUAAUGCAAUCUAUGCCUCACCAAAAGUGUCGAGGCAGGAGCUAUUUAUGGGUAACCACUUGAACGUAUUAGUACAAUUACUUGAUACCUAUAGCACCAGUUAUAGAUCGAAUCAAGAGGUUAUUAUGCUUCAUACAGCAGAAUUGGUUGCUUCUAUAUUUGCAAGAUGCUGUGAGACGACUGAUCAGCAGAUACAGAUCGCUGCCAGUGGAGCCAUCCCUCUACUGAUGCGAUUGCUGGUCAGUGGUAUCUCCAAGAGUCAGGAGGCAGCUCUUGGUGCCCUCGCAGCGUUAGUCAAGGAUAACUCUGAAUUAGCUCAUCAUAUCGCUAAUAUGAGAUUGGAGACAGGCGAGCGACCUGCGCCAUACAUUCUCCGACUUGCUUGUGAUAAAUCGCCAACAAUGCGACUUGCAGCGGUCACUUGCUUAACAUAUAUGAACAGAGCAGGCGUAAUUCAAGAGCACAAUAGCGACAUCAUGUUAACUGUACUUCCUGUACUCGUCAAGAUGUUGCAAUUGGAUGGCAUUGUUCAAGAGACUGCACCAAAAGUACUAGCAUAUUUGGUCUGGGAGAGUGAAAGCAUGCAAAAAGCCGUAUGUGAUAUGGAGGCCAUCCCCAAGUUGGCAUCUAUUAUCAGUCACAUGGGCGAAGAGGAUAAUGUGUAUGGUAUCGUCGGCCAAAAGGACAAACUCAAAGAGAACUCACUGCUAGCGCUGGCGGCUAUUAGCCAGAUCAAAGAAUAUUGUAGACGGCAGGUUAUUGAGGCCAAGGUACUCCCGCAUAUUGUUACUGCCAUGUCACAUCCCUCUGUUGGUGUUCGUGCAGCAGCUUGCCAGUGCACUCGCAGUCUAUCAAGGAGUGUUGGUAGCCUGCGGACAAGUCUAGUUGAUGCCGGCAUUGAGGCUCCUUUGUUCCAGUUGUUAAGCGAUUCUGACCCUGGCGUCCUUAGUUCUGCAACAGCAACUCUAUGUAAUAUUGUUCUCGACGUUUCACCUAUGAAGAAGAGUCUGAUGGAACGCGGGGUAGUCGCAAAGUUUGUGCAGAUGAUUGGCUAUGGUGACAACAUUGUCCGCUUACACGCUGUAUGGGCCAUCAAAAAUCUAGUCUAUGAGGCUGAUUCGGAGGUAAAAGAGACAGUCAUGCGCCAACUUGGGUUUCACAGUCUAGCAGCAUUAUUGAAUGAUGCAGAGUUGGAUAUUCAGGAGCAAGCCUUGAAUCUUGUCAGAAACUUAGCUUGCAAGAGGAAUCAAGACAUUGAUCUGGUCUUUAAUGGCCUUGGACCUGGUCAGUUACUUAGUAUUAUCGAGGAUAAAUUAACUUGGGAUGACAUUCGGAUGCUCGAUCAUGCUCUCUAUGUCUUGGUCAACAUCGCUACAGGGACUGAGUAUCACAGGCAGAGUAUCAUGAAACGGUCAGGUAUUCUCCGAUCUGUGCUUGGAUUAAUGUCGCAUGAAGCUGCCUCCAUCCGUGUUGCUGCUAUUUGGGUUAUCAUCAAUUUGACAUGGUCGGAGGAGGAUGUGGCUCACGGAGUGCAUGAGCGAGUGGCCAUACUGAGGAGUAUGGGUGUGGAGGACCGAUUGCAUUCCCUGGUUACAGAUUCUGUACCAGAUGUCCGCGAACGUGUCAAGACUGCGCUUCAGCACUUUGUGCAGGACCACCAGCAGUACGGACAUAGCGGCAGUCCGAGUGUGCGACAUGUUGGUCAGGACGCGUACACAUCGAAUGAGGCGCUUGGGGACUCAAGGAUGGACACUAAUACUACUGUAUCCGGCACCGGCACCUCGAGUCAUAUCGCAUGAGCCGAACAGCCGGCGGAGGACCCUCAUUACCAAACAAACCAAUAACUGUAACGACCUUAACAAUAAUAUCAAGAAAA